Molecule: messenger RNA, 2707 nt
Organism: Melitaea cinxia (Glanville fritillary)
Lineage: Eukaryota; Metazoa; Arthropoda; Insecta; Lepidoptera; Nymphalidae
Gene: GCS1
Product: mannosyl-oligosaccharide glucosidase
Exons: 16
Coding region: 95-2512 (805 amino acids)
Biological process (GO): oligosaccharide metabolic process; protein N-linked glycosylation
Cellular component (GO): endoplasmic reticulum membrane
Molecular function (GO): Glc3Man9GlcNAc2 oligosaccharide glucosidase activity
Source: RefSeq, a predicted model, not a curated record
ACGUUUGCUUAUAGCGAACGCCGUACAGCGUACACGGCAUUACAACUUUACAACAGAAUUUGAAUACAAAUUCCUAGUUUAAUGGUUCAGCAUAAUGGUUAAGCACAGAAAGACGACCGUUCAGUAUAGACAUGGAAAUAAUAACGAAUCUAGUUCGAGUUCGGGUGCGAGCGAGAGUUCCAUCGCUAGCCGGACGUUUCACCUGUUAUCUAUAUGGAAGACUGGUGUUGGAGUGAUGUGCUUUGUUAUAGCUGUUUACGUGGGCACUUUGGGCUACCUGGAGACGAGAGUAAACACGCCGCUCGACGAGGAAAAGGUAGUACAAGAGUCAGGACUCGCAGUGCCAGAGAGGUACUGGGGUACAUACCGUCCCGGAGUGUACUUUGGUCUCAAGAGUCGAGAGCCACGGUCACCUGUGUUUGGUAUUAUGUGGUAUGAGUUGGCUGCAGCAGCUCAUAAGGGGAUUAGACACUGGUGCGAACAGAGUGACGAUCUGCCGACAUACGGAUGGCUGAGGCAUGACGGUGUCAACUUCGGGGAACAGCUUGUGUCCGACCCACCUCAUGAUAUCCACACCUCCUUUAUUACAACCCCUGGAGGGGAAUACGGUGGACAUUGGACUGCUCGUAUUAAUAUCACUGUUUCGGGUAAAGACAACACGCCGAUUGUGUUGAUCUGGUACGCAGCCUUGGACGAGUCGAUGGGGCCAGAUGAGCAUUCGUUGCUCUGGGCUGAGCAUGGGGCCAUUCGGGGACAUACUCCAUCUCUGGGCAACUUUAAGGUGCACCUAGUGCCCUAUUCAGGCAAGCUUAUCCACACAUCAUACUCCGAAGCCCACUCGCCAGGUCUCCAACUCCUCAAGGAGAAGUUCUACUCUCUACUGAAGGUGGAGAGAAACCCUCACUUCGGAAGGCUGACUGUCCUCGGUUCUGAUGAUGAACUGAAGGAUAAGGAAAAGGGAAUCAACUUUGUCCCUAUACAAAUGCUGCUAGAGACGCCCUUUGUCAUGGACGUUGUUUACACGACAGAAGAUCUGCCUACUCCGCCCCUAAAAGGCGAGGAAUACACGAAGGCCCUUGAGGGUCUCAAGAAGGGCUUCGAUGACAGGUUUGAACAGGAGUUCAAGUUGAAAGAGAGAGGUUACUCAGACGAAGACGUGUCAAUAGCCAAAGCGGCUAUGUCGAACAUGAUCGGCGGUAUCGGUUACUUCUACGGGGCGAGUCGAGUGCAAUCACAAUACACCAAGGAGCCAGUUCCAUACUGGAGGGCGCCGCUGUAUACAGCUGUGCCUAGCAGGUCAUUCUUUCCCCGAGGCUUCCUCUGGGACGAGGGUUUCCACGGCCUGCUGAUUGGUCGCUGGUCUCCUGAGAUCAUGCUGGACAUAGCGGCGCACUGGAUGGACCUCAUCAACGUCGAGGGCUGGAUACCAAGGGAACAGAUUUUGGGAGCGGAGGCAUUAGCGAGAGUCCCCAAGGAGUUCGUGGUCCAGAGCAACGCGGCCGCAAACCCUCCCAUUUUGCUGCUGCAGAUCGCGAACCUCGUCAAGAGAAGACCCGAGCUGUUCCAGCAGAACAAAUACAGGAGCCUGCUGGACCGGAUGUUCCCCAGGUUGCAGGCGUGGUACCAGUGGUUCCAGACAACCCAGAAGGGUGAAGAACCCACGUCAUACAGAUGGCGCGGCAGAGAAGACGAUGGUCUACAGCUGAAUCCUAAAACCCUUACGUCUGGACUCGAUGACUACCCGAGAGCGUCACACCCAUCAGAUAUAGAGCGCCAUGUAGACCUGCGUUGCUGGAUGUACGCAGCGGCGGAUGCUAUGGCCACAAUCGCUCAAGCCCUGGAUCGGGAUACCGAGAAGUUCGAAGCGAUGCGUGACCAGCUCGGUGAUGAGGAUCUGCUGAAUGAGUUGCACUGGUCUCCCCACACGCAGACGUAUGCCGAUUAUGGUUUACACACGGAUGGGGUACGAUUCGUCAGACAGCACAAGAAGAAUCAGCAGGAAGGUUCGAAGAUUGUUCGCAGUGUGACCAUCGCGCCGCAACCGAGGCUCGUGACCUCUGCUUUCGGUUACGUAUCACUGUUCCCGAUGCUGCUAAAGGUGUUAAAACCAGAAAGCGACAAGCUAGGCAAAAUAUUGGAGAUGCUCGACAAGCCCGAUCUAUUGUGGUCGCCGUAUGGGUUAAGAUCCCUGUCGAAGAUGUCCCCGCUGUACAUGAAGCGCAACACGGAGCACGACCCGCCGUACUGGCGCGGCCAGGUGUGGGUCAACGUGAACUACCUCGCGCUGUCCGCGCUGCGCCACUACGCGGCCGAGCGCGGCCCGCACGCGGCGCGCGCCGCCGACCUGCGCGCGCGCCUGCGGGACAACCUCGUCGGUAACCUCCUGUCGGAGUACAAGCGCACGGGCUACCUGUGGGAGCAGUACUCGGGCGAGGACGGGCGCGGUAGUGGCUGCAAGCCCUUCACCGGCUGGACCGCUUUACUAACCCUCAUCAUGGCGGAUGAGUACUAGACACAUAGUAUGAGAUCCGGCAUAAGAAAUAUAUAUCCUCAUCUCCUUAAUGAAAAUGAUCCAGUACGUAUGUAAGAUAAACGCCGAUAAACUGUCACGCAGUUUGGCAGAUUAUGAAAUUGUACAGUAUUUGGUCAAAUAAAAAAUUUAUGUUAAAAAAAAUACAUAUAUCGACAUGUUCUGUAGUGGUGCUAG